CGAUUAAAAUUAAAUGCAGCUCCAAAAAUGGCAAAUUCUGUUGAAAUGAACAGUAAAUUGAUUGAGGUACCAAAAUGUGCUACUCCUCAGCCUUUUGAACAUAUAUCUGAUCCUGAUGUUACAAACAAUUCAUUUUUAAGCCCAGUUGAAUUAUUUCCUAGAACACCAGAAUCAUUACCUGGCUGUUCAAAGAGCUGUUCAACAUCGGAUAUUCCAUCAAGACCUUCAUCAAGUUGUUCAACUACUUGUUCAGAUUCUGAAACUCAGACUGGAUUACGUUUAUCCCAAAACACACCUAGAAAAAUCAAAUUAAAGGAAAGAUUAUGUUACAUGGAAAUGCAAUUGAAACCUGCUUUAAAAGAAUGUUAAAACCUCAAAACUAUUAAUGUAAAU
Messenger RNA from Diuraphis noxia (Russian wheat aphid), 393 nucleotides. RefSeq names its product THAP domain-containing protein 1-like. Gene Ontology annotation, molecular function: sequence-specific DNA binding. NCBI's taxonomy places the organism in Eukaryota, Metazoa, Arthropoda, Insecta, Hemiptera, Aphididae. The record is from RefSeq and is a predicted model, not a curated record.